UUGGAUUUUCCCUUUUGCAGAAUAAUAAGGGAGGUCGAUUUAAAGCCAAGAAUGGCAGGAUUUGUAAGGCUCCUGAUUUGUCAGGAGAAUAAGGGGAAAACCACAGUUUUGUGGUUUCAUUCUUUGACUCAAGAUAUUCUCAAGGAGAGAAGCAACCUAGAACUAAGGAGAAAUUUCCUGACUGUGAGGACAAUUAACCAGUGGAACUGCUUGCCACCAGAGGUUGUGGGAGCUCCAUCAAUGGAGGUUUUGAAGAAGAGACUACACAGCCAUUGGUCUGAAAUGGUAUAGGGUCUCCUGCUUGAGCAGGGGGGUUGGACUAGAAGACCUCCAUGGUCCCUUCUGGCUAUAUUCUGAUUGAUUGAUUGAUUGACAGUGAGAACAGUUAAUCAGUGGAACUGCUUGCCACCAGAAGUUGUGGGUGUAUUAAAGGAUGAAACUUUAAUACAAAUAGAGGUGAAGAGCUAAAUAAGGGAAAUAUGAAUAACAAAGUAGGUGAAAGAUGGAAGAUAGAAAAGAAAUGUCUUUGAAUACUAUGGUGACAUGAAAAAAAUGUUACCAGAGAGAUAGAAAUAAGAGGGGAAUAAUAGUAUAUAGGCUAAAACAUAUGAAGAACGGAUGCAGGAACUCGGUAUGUCUAGUUUAAUGAAAAGAAGGACUAGGGGAGACAUGUUGUACCUUGAUGAACGUAUCUUUUCUUUUAUGUACACUGAGAGCAUAUGCACCAAGACAAAUUCCUUGUGUGUCCAAUCAUACUUGGCCAAUAAAAUUCUAUUCUAUUCUAUUCUAUUCUAUUCUAUUCUAUUCUAAGUUAUCUUCCACCUAGGCAUACUAUUAAUCUUUUUCCCUCACUUUCUCCCCCCCCGCAACUCCCUUGGAUAGUAAUAGCAGUCUUCCAAUAUCUCAGGGGCUGCCCCAAAGAAGAGGGGGUCAAGCUAUUCUCCAAAGCACUUGAAGGCAGGACAAGAAGCAACAGGUGGAAACUGAUCAAGGAGAGAAGCAACUUAGAACUAAGGAGAAAUUUCCUGACAGUGAGAACAAUCAACCAGUGGAACAGUUUGCCUCCAGAAGUUGUGAAUGCUCCAACACUGGAAGUUUUUAAGAAGAUGUUAGAUAGCCGUUUGUCUGAAGUGGUGUAGGGUUUCCUGCCUGGGCAGGGGGUUGGACUAGAAGACCUCCAAGGUCCCUUCCAACAUCAUCAUCAUCAUCAUCAUCAUCAUUAUCAUUAUUGAUUAUUAUUAUUAUUAUUAUGAUAUAAUAGGGAGAUUUAGAAAUUGAAGGGCAGUAGUAUUAGACAACUUGAAUCCAUGAAAAUGAAAUGUAAUAGCCAUGAGUAAUAAUAUUAUGUCUAUUUGUAUCAAAAUGUAUGAUAUCCAGGUAUCACACUAUUCACGCAUUGAUAAGUAUAUAAAAAUAAAAAACCUGUGUGUGUGUAUAUGUUUUUUUUAAGUGUUUUUGCUUCCGUUCAGGUUCUCCGUUGACAUGUCACAGGCCUGGUCUGGCUGCUGCGGAACCUGAGACCAUCCGAUGACCGUCGCCUGCUGUAGACGUCCAUGAGGGCAGGACUCGCCCUCGCAGAGCGCUCGGAUCGAGGCCCCCAGCAUGGCCUGUCCUUGGCUGAUCUUUCCCAACGGCUUCAAGAUGAUGUCUCGGAAGAAAAUCCUGCUUCUUUUCCUGCUGGCCUUCAGCACCGGCACUCUGCUUCUGCGCCAGAGCGCCCACUUCAGCUGGUUCCCAAAGUCUCCUCCCUUCAGCUGCGCACCCUGGGUCUCGCUGCACCCGAAGCACACUGCCGUGGCCUUCCUGAAGACCCACAAAACCGCCAGUACCACGGUGCAGAACUUGCUCUUCCGUUUCGCGGAGCGGCACAACGUGACGGUGGCCCUGCCCCACCACGCCUGUGACCACCAGUUCUGCUACCCCCAUAACUUCUCGGCCCGCUUCGUGCACCCGUACACCAUCCCGCCCCGCCUCAUUGCCAGCCACCUGCGCUUCAACCACGACGAGCUGCGCCACCUCAUGCCCAACGACACCGUCUAUAUCACCAUCCUGCGCGAGCCGGUGGCCAUGUUCGAAUCCCUCUUCAGUUACUACAAUCAGUACUGCCCGGCGUUCCGACGGGUACCCAACGGAUCCAUGGAAAUCUUCCUCAACAACCCGUCCCAGUACUACCGGUCUCAUGAGAAGUACGCCAUGUACGCGCACAACACCUUGGUGUACGACCUGGGGGGAGACCCUGAGCACAGCCCCGAGGACUCCACGUACCUCCCCAAAUUUAUCCGUCAAAUAGAAGGCAUUUUCUCCCUGGUGAUGUUGGCGGAGUAUUUCGAUGAAUCAUUGGUCCUUCUCCGCCAUCUUCUGGCCUGGGACCUGGAGGACAUUCUCUACGUCAAGCUAAACAUGCGCAGCCUGGAGUCCAAGCUCAACAUCAGCUCGGCCCACGUGGCGGCUCAGAUCCGCGCCUGGAACGCCCUCGACGCUGCUCUCUACGACCACUUCAAUGCCACCUUCUGGAGGAAGCUGAGCAAGGUGGACCAAGGUUGCCUCCAGAAAGAGGUCCGGGCCCUACACCAGGCCUGCGAGCGCCUGGCACACCACUGCUUUCGCGGACAGCCCCAGCUGCGCCCGGCCAUGCAGAUCAAGAACAAAGACCUCCGGCCGUGGCAGCCCAGCGCCAAGGUGGACAUCGUGGGCUACGACUUGCCGGGUUCGGGGCCCCACUCGGACGAACAGUGUCUCAAACUGGUCAUGCCUGAAGUGCAGUAUUCCCGCUACUUGCUACGGAAGCAGAGCCUCAGAAACCGGCGUCGGGCCAUCCCCCAUCGGCCCCUCUCGCCCCGAGGACUUCUACCCCCACCUCGGCACCCGGUCGUCAAAGCUUCCUGAGCAGGACAACGGGGUGGGGUGGGGGCUUAAAGAGGCCACUGUGCAGGGUGGACGGCUGGUGGGGUUCUCUUGUCAAUGAGCUGUGAUUCUUUUUUUCUUUUUUUGACCCCUGGGUCUCUAGGACUUUUUGACCUUGUUUUAUCCACUUAAGAACUCAGGACCGAAGCAUCUAAGGUGAGCUGGACUCUCCUUUUCGAUGCCCCAAAGGAGCUGGACAUCAAUCGUGACCCGUUUUCCAGCUGCCGGGACUUGAAUACGAUGAAUGGGUUCUGCGAAUUGCCUUGCUUUUUUUCUUCUUUCCUUCUUGCUUGCCUUUCUCUUUUUUCUCCUUCCUUCCUUCCUUUCUUCCAUCCCUCCUUUUUCUGUUAUUCUUUUUCUCCUUCCUUCCUCCCCCUUUCCUUUCUCUCCUUCCUUCCUUCCUUCCCUUCCCUUCCCUUUCCUCCUUUCCUUUCUCUUUCCCUUCAUGAUUUCUACACAUUUGUCUUCCUUUCUUCCUUUCCCUUCCCUUCCCUUCCCUUUUUCAUUUUUCAUUUUUCCUUUUCCCUUUUUUCCUUUCCUUCUUUUCUUUUCUUUCCAACCCUUCCCUUCCCUUUUUCAUUUUCAUUUUCAUUUCUUUCCUUUCCUUUCCUUUUCCUUUCCCCCUUUCCUUUCCUUCUUUCUUCCUCUUCCUCUUUCUUUUUUUCCUUCUUUCCUUUCUUCCAAUCUUUCCCUUCCCUUUUUCAUUUUUCAUUUUCAUUUCUUUCCUUUCCUUAUUUCUUCCUUUCUUUUUCCUUUCCCCCUUUCCUUUCCUUCUUUCUUCCUUUCUUUCCUUUUCCUUUUCUUUCCUUUUCCCCGUUCCUUCCCUUCCCUUCCCUUCCCUUCCCUUCCCUUCCUUUCCCUUCCCUUCCCUUCCCUUCCCUCUUGUUUAUUUCCAUGAACCAGAACAAAUCUGGGCCUUUUUCCUGCCUGGGAACGUUUGGGGCUGAUCUUCACAACCUCUUCCUCUUCUAUACCCUUCCCACAUUUUUUCAGUGCCGUUUUUAAUCUUUCCUUCCUCUCCUAACAAAACGUCUGAUAUAUAUUUCGCCUCCCCCCCCCACAAUGGAUGAAGGAGAAACGUUUUCUGUUCGGCUACUCUGAUGUUCUGCUACCCCUCUUUUCAAAGAAAUUCGCUUCUGAUUUUUAGGUGAUCGUAAUUAAACAGGUCACACUCCCUGUCGGCCUGGCCACGUGGCAGGCAGGCGCUGCUCUAUUUAUUUUAUUUAUAGAUUUAUGGCUAACAUUUGUCCCACUUUCCUCCAAAGGCUCCAAAAGCUAGCUGCAAUAGACACACACCUUCCGUGUCAUCCUCACAACGACCCUGUGAGGUAGGCUGGGACCGGAACCAAAGUUGCACCGGGAUUUGAAUGCACAUUUUGCCUUCCCUCUUCCCCCCCCCCCAGUCGUAGCUCAAUGCUCCCAAUCCUUUAAGAAGCACUAAACUGGCUUUCCUAGUGAAAGGCUGUGUUACAGCUUUUCUGGGGGAAAAAAACAAAACCUCACAACUUUUUAAAAUGGGAAAUGAAGGUUGUACAUAUGGAGGUUGUAAUGUGUGCCAUGCCUGGUUGUUUUUUUUUAACCUUUUUUUAAAAAGGCGGAAGAAAGUUUUAAGUAGGAUGUCCCAAAAGCACAAUAUUCCUCUAUAUUCCAAUAUAAUUCUGCCCGCCAUUUAUAGAAUCGUUAUGUCUUGCCUCUUUAACGAAUUACAGGCAGUCCCCGACUUACAAUAGUUUGUUUAGUGGCUGUUCAAAGUUACGACGCCAGUGGGGCAAAAAAGGGACUUACGACCGUUUUCUGCAGUUACGACCUUUCCGGAUUCACUUAACAACCGGGUUACUCACUUAUUAACUGCAGUGAUUCACUUAACAAAUGAGGCAAGAAAGGUCAUAAAAAGGUCACAGAAUUCACUUAAAUGUCUCACUUAACAGCAGAAAUUUUGGGCUCAGUUGUGGUCGUAAGUCGAGGACGGACCUGUAUUUUCCCUGUAUUUACAGCAGUUUUCAAAGUGUGAUCUUAGGAGCCCCUGAGACUCUUUUAGGGGCUCCGUGAAAUCAGAUAUUUUGCAAUUUCGCAGUUUAAAUUUCUGAUUGAUGGAUAUAUUCUUCACUAUCUAUAGAUAAAGGGGUCCAGAGAACCGCUGCUAAAUUAUAUAGUAGUCCCAUGUCUUGCAAUUGUUCAUUUAGCGAUCGUUCAAAGUUACAACAGGACGGAAAAGAAGUGACUUACAAUGAAUCCUCGCACUUACAAUCGCUGCAAUAUCCCCACAUGCAGUUAAAAUUCAGGUGCUGGGCAACCAGCUGGCAAAUGUAUUUGAUGGGGGAGGAGUGAGAUUUGCUUAAUGACUGCUUAACAGUGUUGAUUCACUUAACAACCGUAGCAAAAGGGUCAUAAAAUGGGAUGCAGCUCUCUUAACCGCCUUGAACAAUGAAAAUUCUGGUCCCAAAGGUGGCCGUAAGUCGAGGACUACCUAUACGUGAACCAUACUCCGACCCAUAGCUUCUGCUUGAGCUCUUCUGCUGAAUUUCCCACCCUCUGUCCUUCCGUUUGAGGUUGACCUGUCCCCGGGGUGGGCUUCAAAAAUUUUAGCAAGGGGUUCUCUGCCCAGUUGCUGGGUGGGUGUGGCCAUGGUGGAUGCAGCCUAGUUGGCCUCCCGCACCACGGUGAGGGGUGGGGUUUGCCCUCCCCAGGCUCUGGAGGCAUUUUUCGAGCCUCCGGGAGGGCGAAAACGGCCUCCCCAGGCUCUGGAGGCCUUCCCGCACUUCUCCUAGGCCCGUUUUUCACCCUCCCCGAGCUUCCGCGCGUGUCCUGCACUUAUUUGCAUUCAAAACGGGCUGCGUGGGGACUCCUGGGAGGGGCGGGGCCAGCCAGGAGUGGGAUUUGGGCGUUCUCCGAACUGCACAGAAUCUUAGCUAGAGGUUCUCCCGAACCCCCAGCAGCCCAUCCCUGCCCAUCCCUGAUAAUGUCUCUUCUGUCCUGCUGGCCAUUAAGUAAUCUUCCAGGCCUCUCGUAGGCAGAUUCCGUCAAUGCUCCACUGUUUAGGGACAGGUUAAAUAUCUGAACAGUCAUGAGUCAAUGGGCACAAUGAGACUUUUUAAGGUUUAAUGAGAAAUACAAAUCAGGCUGUAGAGGAACAGAUCGUUCGAAAGGAUCUGGUCCAUCGAUGUUUAAUGGUUGUUCCUCUUUUAUCAGUGGCGUUUUUUAGGUGACCUGGGAUGAGAAAUGCAUCUCUUGGCUAGAACGGAAAAAGACAAAUGAUCUCCUUGCUCAGCCCCCCUCCUGAGAAAAAUAAAUCCAGAGCUCUUGUUCUUCCUGGCCUCCGUCUGUGUUCAAUUCCUCUGGCGUCUUUUCUCCCACCCCCCGCCCCCCCAGUGUGUAAAACCAGUUGGGUUGGCCCGGUUACAGAGGUGUUAAGUUUGGUGAAGGAACAAGGAGUUUUUGUGGAAAUUCUGUAAGAUAGCAAGACCUACAUCUAAAGAUCUUCUUCUUGAAGAGAACGGAUGUAAACCAAAGGCUGGGGAAGAGAAUUAGCCAGAAGUCCCACAACACAUCUGGCGGAGACAGAUUAUGAUUUACUUGUGAUUCAUUGAGCGGGUUAGUUUUUAUCCAGGCCACACUGAGUCUUUUUGGGGAGCAAAGACCUGGCAUAUUUUGCAAAGGUUGAAAGCCACUCUCCAGUCAAAACUGGCUGCAAUAAAUCAUAUUAACUGCAUUUCAUUUAAAUGAAGUUGCAUUUUAGCCAAUGUCAGCCCUUUAGAAGCACCAAAAUGACCAUUUUUAAAAGCCGGAGAUGAAGUUAGCCAGAACGACUGUACUUGUAUGUUUUUGUCCAGUUCUAAAAAGUUGGACUUUUGGGUGCAGUUGCCAACCUCAGCCAACAGAGGGCGGUACUUUACUUCCUCUCUUCCCCUUUUCUAAAUUCAAAGCUGCUCAACAGAACUGGAAGAAGUACUGCCCUCUAGUGGAUCAGGCUGGGAAUCGCAGCUGAGAAGCCAACAAAGGAAUACAGGUAAUCCUUGAUUUGCAACAGUUCAUUUAGUGACGGUUCAAAGUUACAAUGGCACUGGAACAAGUGACUUAGGAGCAUUUUUCACAGUUUUGACCUCUGUAGCGUCCCCAUGAUCACGUGAUCAGAAUUUAGACGCUUGGCAACUGGUUCAUUCGGUUGCCGUGUCUCAAAAUCAAGUGAUUUUGUGACCUACUGACAAGCAAAGUCCAUGGGGAAGCCGGAUUCACUUAACAACCAGGUUACUAACUUAUCAACUGCAGUGAUUCCCUUAACGACUGUGGCAAGAAAGGUCGUAAAAUGGGGCAAAACACACUUAGCAACAAAAAUUUGGGGCUCAAUGGUGAUCGUAAGUCGAGGACUACUUGUACUGGACAAGGAAAGAGAAGAUCAAUUGAUGCCUUCUGAUAGAUGAUCCAGUUACUGAGUGGCUUUUUAUCGACGGACUUCUGAGUUAUUUCUAGUGGAAUGAAUAAUGAGAUGUGGCGUGAAUGAAUUUUUGCUUCCUGAUUAAUUUAACUGAGGAUCAAAAUAAAACCUAUGAAAGCAUGCCUUUUGGAUCUUUUCCCCCAAAAAGAUUGAUAAGAUUUCAGAUUUGUUCCUUUCCUUUUUCAAAAGAACUUUAAAAAUGUCUUUAUCUGUUUCUCCAAUGAUGUGUUACAGAGGUGUUUUCAGUAUUUUAUGCCUAAUUCCAUCCAACUCCAUUGUUUUUCAUUCAGGAUCUGGCAAACAUCUAUUUAUAAAGCAUUUGAAA
Molecule: messenger RNA, 7661 nt
Organism: Ahaetulla prasina
Lineage: Eukaryota; Metazoa; Chordata; Lepidosauria; Squamata; Colubridae
Gene: GAL3ST3
Product: galactose-3-O-sulfotransferase 3
Exons: 2
Coding region: 1603-2886 (427 amino acids)
Biological process (GO): glycolipid biosynthetic process
Cellular component (GO): membrane
Molecular function (GO): galactosylceramide sulfotransferase activity
Source: RefSeq, a predicted model, not a curated record